UUUUAGAGCCUGUCGGUCGGGGUAAAACUUUCCAGAAAGGCCGGAGGGGGAGAAUAGGGCCCUGCUGGUUGUGCGCGCCCGCACCGGCGCAUUGGCGGGGCGAGGCCCGGGAGGGAGGCGGCAGGCGGUGGGGCGCCGAGGCCUACGGGCCGCUCGGCAGGGCCGGAAGACCCGCGCGGCGCUGCCGAGGAGAGCGCUGCCGCGGAGGGAGGGGGCGGCCCGCAGCCGAACCCCCGCCGGUGCGCCUUGGCGUGCGCCCGUCUCUGUGCCCACGCGAACACAGGGUGCCCUCUGUCCCCCACGGCUGAGUUUCAUUAUGUCCGUGGUGCGGGGGGGAAACGGAGUUUUUUAUUUUGUCUCCUCCUUCCCCCCCCUUCCUCCCCCCCCCCCCCAACGUAUGAUGGUGGAACAACAAACUGCACACGGCUGGAAAAGUUACAGCUCUUCUAAACUCAACUGAAGUUACAGUUCACUGAUUGUUGGUUGGGGUUGGUUUUUUUUUUUUUCCUCUAAGUGUGCGUUAUGGUCAAGUAAAUAGAGCAGUUAAGUGUCAGCAUGACUACAUGGGUCGCACCGAAGUUGGUUUGCCUUGAGAUAUUCUGCUAAUUGAAAAGGAGACAGAAAAUAGAUGUCCACGCCUACAGACCCUGGCGCCAUGCCUCAUCCUGGUCCUUCCCCUGGACCAGGACCAUCACCUGGACCGAUUCUAGGACCUAGCCCAGGACCAGGGCCAUCUCCUGGCUCAGUUCACAGUAUGAUGGGGCCAAGUCCUGGUCCACCCAGUGUCCCGCAUCCAAUGCCAACAAUGGGGCCUACUGAUUAUCCACAGGAAGGCAUGCACCAAAUGCAUAAGUCCAUUGAUGGCUUGCACGAAAAAGGAAUGGUUGAAGAUGUUCAUUGUGGCUCUAUGAAGAGUAUGCGACCUCCUCACCCUGGAAUGGGCCCACCUCAGAGUCCAAUGGAUCAGCAUAGCCAAGGUUAUAUGUCUCCACACCCAUCUCCACUAGGAGCACCAGAGCAUGUGUCCAGUCCCAUGUCUGGAGGAGGUCCAACUCCACCUCAGAUGACUUCCAGCCAGCCAGGACCCAUUAUACCAGGAGACCCACAAGUUAUGAAUCAACCUAACAGAGGUCCUUCCCCUUUCAGCCCUGUACAGCUGCAUCAGCUACGGGCUCAGAUUUUGGCAUACAAAAUGUUAGCUAGAGGUCAGCCUUUACCAGAAAACCUCCAGCUUGCUGUUCAGGGCAAGAGGACCCUGCCUGGUAUUCAGCAGCAGCAGCCUCCCAGUGCCUUCAACAGACAGCCUGGUAUUGGGUUGCAUACAAUGAGUGGUGCUGCAACUGGACCGGGGCCUGCUCCAGCGGUGCCUGGACAUACAACUGCCAUUACCCCUAAAACUUGGACUGAAGGCCAAGCCCCAGAUAUGAGUGUCUCCAACACGCAGCAGAAGCUUCCAGCACCUCCCCCCAGUGGGAGGCCUUCUCCUGCCCCCCCUGCUGCCCAGCCUGCUGCCGCCUUGCCUGGGCCGUCUGUACCACAGCCACCGCCUGGACAGCCUUCGCCCAUUGUUCAGCUGCAGCAAAAGCAGAAUCGCAUCAGCCCUAUCCAGAAGCCACAAGGACUGGAUCCUGUUGAAAUACUCCAAGAACGUGAAUAUAGGCUUCAGGCUCGAAUUGCUCACAGAAUCCAGGAACUGGAGAACUUGCCUGGUUCUCUGCCCCCUGAUCUGCGAACCAAAGCUACAGUGGAGUUGAAGGCACUUAGGUUACUGAACUUCCAGCGCCAGCUAAGACAAGAGGUGGUAGCUUGCAUGCGUCGUGACACAACACUGGAGACAGCACUAAACUCCAAAGCCUACAAACGAAGCAAGCGCCAGACUUUGAGAGAGGCCCGAAUGACAGAAAAACUUGAGAAACAGCAGAAGAUAGAACAGGAGAGGAAGCGUAGGCAGAAGCAUCAGGAAUACCUGAACAGCAUACUGCAGCAUGCUAAAGAUUUUAAAGAGUACCACCGAUCGGUUGCUGGGAAAAUUCAGAAACUUUCUAAAGCUGUGGCAACCUGGCAUGCCAACACUGAGCGUGAGCAGAAAAAAGAAACUGAGAGAAUUGAGAAAGAAAGAAUGAGGAGACUAAUGGCUGAAGAUGAAGAAGGCUACCGUAAGCUGAUUGACCAAAAGAAAGAUAGACGCCUGGCCUACCUAUUGCAGCAGACAGAUGAGUAUGUGGCUAACCUGACUAACCUGGUAUGGGAGCAUAAACAGGCACAAGCAGCCAAAGAGAAGAAGAAGAGAAGGAGAAGAAAGAAGAAGGCUGAAGAAAAUGCAGAAGGAAUGGCAUCUGGUCUUGGUCCUGAUGGAGAGCCCAUAGAUGAGAGCAGUCAGAUGAGUGACCUUCCAGUCAAAGUGACUCACACUGAAACAGGCAAAGUUCUUCUUGGGCCAGAAGCACCAAAAGCAAGUCAGCUGGAUGCUUGGCUGGAAAUGAACCCUGGCUAUGAAGUUGCUCCCAGGUCAGACAGUGAAGAUGAAAGCGGCUCUGAAUAUGAGGAGGAGGAUGAUGAUGAAGAAUCAAGCAAGUUAGAAUCAGAUGAUAAGAUACUUCUGGAUCCUAACAGUGAGGAGGUUUCUGAGAAAGAUGCAAAGCAAAUCAUUGAGACAGCCAAACAAGAUGUGGAUGAUGAAUAUAGCAUGCAAUAUAGUGCUAGGGGGUCUCAGUCCUACUACACUGUCGCUCAUGCAAUCACAGAAAGGGUAGAAAAGCAGUCUUCUCUUCUUAUUAAUGGCACACUAAAACAUUAUCAGCUCCAGGGACUGGAAUGGAUGGUUUCACUCUAUAAUAACAAUCUGAAUGGAAUUUUAGCUGAUGAAAUGGGGCUUGGAAAGACAAUACAGACUAUUGCACUCAUCACUUACCUGAUGGAGCACAAAAGACUCAAUGGCCCCUAUCUCAUCAUUGUUCCCCUUUCGACUUUAUCUAAUUGGACGUAUGAAUUUGACAAAUGGGCUCCUUCUGUCGUGAAGAUCUCUUACAAGGGUACACCUGCAAUGCGCCGCUCACUCGUUCCUCAGCUUCGAAGUGGAAAAUUUAAUGUUCUUUUAACUACUUACGAGUACAUAAUAAAGGACAAACACAUCCUUGCUAAGAUUCGAUGGAAGUACAUGAUAGUAGAUGAAGGCCAUCGGAUGAAGAACCACCACUGCAAGCUGACUCAGGUCUUGAAUACUCACUAUGUGGCCCCAAGGCGAAUACUGCUGACUGGGACUCCAUUGCAGAACAAAUUGCCUGAACUUUGGGCUCUUCUCAAUUUCCUCCUCCCAACCAUUUUCAAGAGCUGUAGCACCUUUGAACAGUGGUUCAACGCUCCGUUUGCCAUGACUGGAGAAAGGGUGGACUUAAAUGAGGAAGAAACUAUUCUGAUCAUCCGUCGUCUCCAUAAAGUACUCCGACCCUUCUUGCUGAGAAGAUUGAAGAAAGAGGUUGAAUCUCAACUGCCAGAAAAGGUGGAAUAUGUUAUCAAAUGUGAUAUGUCAGCUCUGCAGAAGAUCCUGUACCGUCACAUGCAAGCCAAGGGAAUCCUUCUCACAGAUGGUUCUGAAAAAGACAAAAAGGGAAAAGGUGGGGCAAAAACUCUUAUGAACACUAUCAUGCAAUUGAGAAAGAUAUGCAAUCACCCAUACAUGUUUCAACACAUUGAGGAGUCCUUUGCUGAACAUUUAGGCUACUCAAAUGGUGUCAUCAACGGAGCUGAACUUUAUCGGGCCUCAGGGAAGUUUGAGCUACUCGAUCGUAUUCUACCAAAGUUACGAGCUACUAACCAUCGUGUGCUUCUUUUCUGUCAAAUGACAUCACUGAUGACCAUUAUGGAAGAUUACUUUGCCUUUCGAAAUUUCCUUUACCUGCGUCUUGAUGGCACAACAAAAUCAGAGGAUCGAGCUGCUCUGCUGAAGAAGUUCAAUGAACCUGGGUCACAAUACUUUAUCUUCUUGCUGAGUACAAGGGCUGGAGGGCUAGGCUUAAAUCUCCAGGCUGCUGACACUGUUAUAAUCUUCGAUAGUGACUGGAAUCCUCACCAGGACUUGCAGGCCCAAGAUAGAGCUCACCGAAUUGGUCAGCAGAACGAAGUUCGAGUCCUGCGGCUGUGCACUGUGAACAGUGUGGAAGAGAAGAUACUUGCUGCUGCAAAGUAUAAGCUGAAUGUAGAUCAAAAAGUUAUUCAGGCUGGAAUGUUUGAUCAGAAAUCUUCAAGCCAUGAAAGGAGAGCCUUCCUGCAGGCUAUAUUGGAGCAUGAAGAAGAAAAUGAGGAGGAAGAUGAAGUUCCUGAUGAUGAGACUCUGAAUCAGAUGAUUGCUCGACGUGAGGAGGAAUUUGAUCUCUUUAUGCGCAUGGACAUGGACCGUCGCAGGGAGGAUGCCAGAAACCCCAAGCGUAAGCCCCGCUUGAUGGAGGAGGAUGAAUUACCAUCCUGGAUUAUUAAGGAUGAUGCUGAAGUUGAAAGGCUUACGUGUGAAGAAGAAGAAGAGAAAAUAUUCGGGAGAGGAUCUCGUCAACGCAGGGAUGUGGACUACAGUGAUGCUCUCACAGAGAAACAAUGGCUGCGGGCAAUCGAAGACGGCAAUUUGGAAGAAAUGGAAGAGGAAGUCCGGCUUAAAAAACGGAAGAGACGAAGAAAUGUGGAUAAAGAUUCUGGGAAGGAGGAUGGAGAGAAAGCAAAGAAAAGAAGAGGCAGACCUCCUGCAGAGAAGUUGUCACCCAACCCUCCCAAACUGACAAAACAAAUGAAUGCUAUCAUUGAUACUGUGAUAAACUACAAGGACAGUUCAGGACGGCAGCUAAGUGAAGUCUUCAUUCAGCUCCCGUCUAGGAAAGAAUUACCAGAGUAUUAUGAAUUGAUUAGGAAACCAGUGGAUUUCAAAAAGAUAAAGGAAAGAAUUCGCAACCAUAAGUAUCGGAGUCUUGGAGACUUGGAGAAAGAUGUCAUGUUGCUGUGUCACAAUGCUCAGACAUUCAAUUUGGAGGGAUCACAGAUCUAUGAGGAUUCCAUUGUUCUUCAGUCUGUGUUCAAAAGUGCUCGACAGAAGAUUGCCAAAGAAGAAGAAAGUGAGGAUGAAAGCAAUGAUGAUGAAGAUGAAGAAGAAGAAGAAGAAUCAGAAUCAGAAUCAAAAUCAGUGAAGGUCAAAAUCAAGCUAAAUAAGAAGGACGAAAAAAGUCGGGAGAAAGGAAAAGGCAAGAAGAGGCAAAGCCGAGCAAAAGCCAAGCCUGUCGUGAGUGAUGAUGAUAGUGAUGAGGAUCAAGAUGAAAAUGACCAGUCGGAAGCAAGCGGAAGUGAUGAUGAGUGAUCCAUAGGGUUUAUUUUCUUGGCAGAACUGACCCCUUCCCCUUCUCUUCUCCCUUCUCCUAUUUUACACCCAGUGAACUCAUUUUGUCAAAUAGACAUUGGGUUGUUUCUGUAUUCUCAUUCUCUAUAAAUUAGCUUUAGGAUAGUGCCAGACAAACAUAUGAUAUCAUGGUGUAAAAAAAGGAAAAAAAUGUAACAUAUUGUGACCAAAUGGGCCUCAAAAGAUUUAAGAACAAAACGACAAAAAAGCUUUUGAUGGAAAAUGUGGGUUGACGGUAUAUUUCUAUGGGCUGGUUUUAACUUGGUAAUGGUUUGAUUAUGCCUGGUUUUACCAUUUGAUGAUGUUUUUCAGUGGCAUCAGAAAGACAAAAAAAAAAAAAGUCUUUUGUAGCAUUGAUAACCAGGAGAAGCCAUUAAAAGCCACUGGUUAUUUUAUUUUUCAUCAGGCAGUUUUCAAAGUUUUAAUUUGUUCUGUAUUGUUUUUUUUACACUGUGGUACAUAUAUGCAACUUUGUUUAAUAGCUUAUAAAUGUACAGUAGUUAGCCUUCAUCCACCCUGUCCCAUAUACAUUUUUCCACUUUACGCUUGACGAUCUUCAGAAAAAUGCUUUUUGAAUUGUAUCAAAUUUAUGUCUAUUGUAAACUUUGCUUAACUUUUUUUUUCCUCAAUUAAAAAAGUUGGGUUAAAAAAAUGCUAUUGAAUAUUGCAAUCUAUAUAGUGUAAUGGAUGGCUUCUUUCAUCAGACUGAUCUUCUAUGUUACCAAUGUGGAUUAUCACCUUUUCCCUAAAGUGUACUUAAUCUUUGCUUUCUUUGCACAAUGUCUUUGGUUGCAAGUCAUAAGCCUGAGGCAAAUAAAAUUCCAGUAAUUUUGAA
Messenger RNA from Grus americana (Whooping crane), 6209 nucleotides. It is a transcript of the gene SMARCA2, whose product is annotated as SWI/SNF related, matrix associated, actin dependent regulator of chromatin, subfamily a, member 2. Lineage: Eukaryota; Metazoa; Chordata; Aves; Gruiformes; Gruidae. Gene Ontology annotation, molecular function: histone binding; DNA binding; ATP binding. Gene Ontology annotation, biological process: positive regulation of transcription by RNA polymerase II. The record is from RefSeq and is a predicted model, not a curated record. The transcript has 34 exons. Gene Ontology annotation, cellular component: nucleus. The coding region runs from base 629 to 5335 and encodes 1568 amino acids.